GAACUAUUUAUUACAGUGUCUUCUGUGAUUCCACGUGGAACUCGACUGAACAGGCAGUAAUACUGUUGAAUAGCUACCAACAACAGGACGUUACGUUGCAGUAAUGGAGAAUCAAGCAACAUCGGCGGUCACAACUGUCCCGGCGGUUGCCCUGACAGGAACCAUCAGCCUGGCGCUAAGAAAACCGGCACCGAAUGUGACCGCAGCAACCGCUCCGAAAGUCGGGCGCUUUUUCGGUUCCGCUUUCAACAUUGCCAACCGCUAUCGAGCUAACAGCAGUAACUUGGGCAAGGUUAGUUUGGCCAUAACGAAUCUGAAGGUCAUCAACAACGAGCCGUUACCACCGCCACUCUGUGCCAUGGUGUCAUCCGAUACGCCCCCUCUGCUGAAGUAUCAGGCCUCGUAUCAACUGGAGUCGAAGAAUCCGUUCAGUCGCGAGGCAUGUGAAGUCAUUCUACGGGAAUCGUUGGAUAAAUCACUACAGGGCGUUGAGUACAGUUCGUAUUUCGCGCCCUCGCUUUGUCAGCAGAUCUGCGAGGACGUGAAGGCAAAAGUGAAGGAGCUAAAUUUCGAUCGGUACAAAAUUGUAGUAACUGUAACCAUGGGUGAACGAUACAUGCAAGGACUUAAGCUAAUUGCUCAAUUUCUUUGGGAUUCAGAAAAGGAUAACUAUGUGUCCUGCAUUUAUGAUUCCUCCCCGAGCCUGUUUGCCGUUGCAACGAUCUACGCCAUCUACUACGAUUAAAACUUUGUCAUUAAAGUAGCCUACUAGAUUGUUGAAAUAAAUUCAUAUGUACUACAUAUGCUCAAAACACUUAA
Topomyia yanbarensis is the source of this 819-nucleotide messenger RNA. RefSeq names its product dynein light chain Tctex-type 5-like. Gene Ontology annotation, molecular function: dynein intermediate chain binding. The record is from RefSeq and is a predicted model, not a curated record. The coding region runs from base 104 to 745 and encodes 213 amino acids. NCBI's taxonomy places the organism in Eukaryota, Metazoa, Arthropoda, Insecta, Diptera, Culicidae. Gene Ontology annotation, biological process: microtubule-based movement. Gene Ontology annotation, cellular component: cytoplasmic dynein complex; cytoplasm. The transcript is spliced from 3 exons.